This is a messenger RNA of Adineta steineri, 1647 nucleotides long. NCBI's taxonomy places the organism in Eukaryota, Metazoa, Rotifera, Eurotatoria, Adinetida, Adinetidae. The record is from the annotation of a GenBank genome assembly.
AUGAAUAAAUCAUAUACAUCGAUACAACAACAACAACAGCAACAACAAAAUAUUGAUGAUGAACAAAUUGAAAAAACAUUAAAUUUUUUCGAUGCAAUUCUUGAUCCAUACCUUCAUGAUGACGAUGAUAAUGAUGCAACAGAUAAGAAAUCUGAUUAUCAUAUUAUAUCCACAAAUAAUAGUACUACUCAACAAACAAAACAUGAUCACGAUGGUGAUACAUUAACUCAUACACAUGUCUCAGCUUCGGCUUAUUCUUCAUCAUCGAAACGUCCAACAUAUCUUCAAUUUCGAAAUAUUCAUCCUCGCUAUAGCCAAAUAUCAUCAGCUGUACCUACACAUCAUGUUCGUCGCUAUACAUCAGAAAAUAAUCUUAAUCACAUAGGUACGCCUUUAAAAUCAUCUACAGCUCUACAAAAAUCUUCUCGGCCAGAACCACUUCAAACUACUACAGCAUCAACAGAAGAUCUAUCAACAGUUCCAUCAUCACGAACAAAUUUUUCAUCACAAGCGCAUCUUCCUACUCUAGCAGAUAAAACUAAUGGUGCAAGUGCUAGUUUAAUUGAUUUAACUGCUAUCGAUAAAAUAUCGAGACCACGUUUUCGUUUUAUUCCACCAUCGAGUACAAAUAAUAUACUAAAAGAAGAAUCUGAAACUGAACAACAACAACAACAACAACAACAACGAGGAAAUCCAAAACUUGAUCAAUUUCAACCGAAACCUACACCAUCAAAUCAAUUAAAACAUUCUCAUAAAAUCUUUAAACCAACUGUUAUUAUUCCACCGAAACCAAAAUCUGCACCAAUUACUCGUUUAACUGAAACUAAUAUUCAUCAUCAAAAUAGUAAUAGUGCAUUUAAACCACCUCGAUCAAGUAAAAAUCCUACUUCAUCGAAACUUCAACAAGCAGCAGCAUCAUCAUCAAAUCUUAAACGAACUGAUGCAGUACAUAAAUCAAAUGUACAUGUUGGUUUAACUAAUUCAAAUAAUCAAUUAAUUAAUAAUGAUUUUUUAUUUCGUCAACAACAAAUAAUACCAAAUUUUCAUCAAUCAAUGUUAAAUCUUUCUUCAUCAGGAAUACAAGAAACAAGAAAUACGAAUAUGUUUGGACAACGUAUAAUAUAUCAACCAUCAUCAUCUAAUUUUAUAAGAUCACCACCUUAUGUUCCACAAUUAAAUAAAUUACACAGACAUUAUCAAUGUCCUCCUCCUCCGGCUCAUUUCGAUGAUUCAGUUUCUAGACGAAUUCAACAAGUUAAUCAUAGUAGUAAAGUAAAUGGACUAGUACAUCCGUCAUAUCGUCAACCGUUUAUUCAUGGAGGAGGAAAUCGAUGUCAACCACAAUCUUAUCCAUAUAAUCCUUAUAUUUCAACUGGUUCUGGUCUUUCAUCACCAAGAAAUAGUUAUGAUUAUCUUCAUCGUCAACAACCCUAUUUAAAUCCAGUAAAAGUACAUAAACAUCAUACACCACAAAAUCCAGCACCUGUUCAAUCUGUUUAUCUAUCUUCACUACCUACAUCAACACAUGAUAUGUUUUCAAUACCACCAUCUAAUAUUUAUCAUUUCAAUUCAAGUAAUUCUUCCGGAGGUGAACAAUCAAGACGUAAUCCAUAUCACCAAAAUUUUAAUGUGACAACUUAUCUUUAA